AUGCUGACCCAUAACCAGAACUAUCAUGGAUAUAAUCGUCCAAUCGUCCAAAGGGAGAAAUCGCGGAAGCAACUAGCAGAGGAACGGAGAAACAAUGCGUUCAUUGCAGUAGUCGACAAUAUCAAGAAGGAGCUGAUCUUGAGAGGAUUCGGAAAUGGAGAAGUUCUCACAUCACAGCCAGCCGUAUUGAUGCUGGUCGCCGAGACUUUGAAUCAAGUUGAUCUGAAGGCCAAGUUUCCAGAGCAACCUCGUCGGAAAAGUGAAGGUGGAAAGAUGACAAGAGAAACGGAAAAGGUAGUCAAAGCGACAAGAGAGCAGAUGAGAAGGAACAAAAAGAACGCUGCCAUCGAUAGUCUGAGGGAGUUCAUCAAUCGGAAAAAACUUGUAUAUGGAUCUACGGGGAGACUGGAGCAGCUUGAAGUGGUUCGCAUCAUUUUGGAACAUAUCCGAACUCUCCCAGUCAGCAAUAUUGUCACACCAACUUCAGUCCAGCAACCGUUCGGACAGAUUUCGCCUCCAAUCACAACGAUACCGACAUCUUCCUCCCUGCCGCGCCGACCUACCGGUGCAUUUAAUAUUGAUUCGUUGCUGGGAAGAAUCGCCCCCACAACUUCCCCACAAUCUCCAUCUCUUCCAACACUGAUUCCAACUCCACCAAUCGGUCAGCAGGAUCCAGUCUCAUCACCAGUCGGAUCUCCCUCUCCAAUACUCCCAGAUGUUUUUUCAACUGGAGCCCUUCUGCCACCGGUCCCACAGUUCAACUUCCCAUGGACUGGGACCCCAUUUCCAAUGCUGGAUCCCAUCGCUCUUGAAAUCCAGCACCAGAUUCAGAUUGAGUGCCAACGAAUGCUCCAGAACCGCGCAAGUAUUCAGAAGGCAGCUGAGGAAAUCCAAAUUAAAGAGGAAGAUUUGUCUCGAGCUGGUAGUUCUCGUCCGAGUGAAGUUCCUAUUGAAAGAGAGAAUUCUUCGGAUCUCCUCAUUUGA
This is a messenger RNA of Caenorhabditis remanei, 984 nucleotides long. RefSeq lists its product as uncharacterized. The record is from RefSeq and is a predicted model, not a curated record. The transcript is spliced from 3 exons. NCBI's taxonomy places the organism in Eukaryota, Metazoa, Nematoda, Chromadorea, Rhabditida, Rhabditidae. Gene Ontology annotation, molecular function: protein dimerization activity. Bases 1 to 984 code for a protein of 327 amino acids.